Selaginella moellendorffii is the source of this 4567-nucleotide messenger RNA. RefSeq names its product pentatricopeptide repeat-containing protein At3g63370, chloroplastic. Lineage: Eukaryota; Viridiplantae; Streptophyta; Lycopodiopsida; Selaginellales; Selaginellaceae. The transcript has 3 exons. The record is from RefSeq and is a predicted model, not a curated record. The coding region runs from base 28 to 3663 and encodes 1211 amino acids. Gene Ontology annotation, molecular function: RNA binding; protein binding; zinc ion binding. Gene Ontology annotation, biological process: RNA modification.
CCCCAAGUUCUCGAUCGGCAUGGGGAGAUGCAAUCGUCCUGGAAGCGCUGGAAUCACAAUGUGAGUCUUACAUUUUCCAGUAGCAGCUCUUCAUUCUCUGUCCGCUUCUCGAGCUCACGAACGAGCUCUCUCGAAUUAUCUCCGAGAUCCAUCGCCGAGAUCCUUGCGGAGAUCAAAGCCUGUAGCCGAUCCAGGGAUUUGGAGAGAGGGAGGAGACUUCAUGCCCGAUUAUCUGGAGGAGGCCGAGGAUUCGAGACGAACGCCUUCGUGGCGAACAGCUUGGUGGACAUGUAUGCAAAGUGUGGAAGCCUGGUGGACGCUAGAAAGGUUUUCGCGGGGAUGGGACUACACAAGACAGUGGUGUCGUGGAACGCACUGAUACAGGGAUAUGUGGAGAAUGGCCAAGCAGAGAUGGCCUUGAAGGUCUUCUCGGCCAUGCAAGAACAAGGAUACUCUCCAAAUCCUCGAACUUUUGGUGCUGCUAUGAAGGCCUGCUCCAUCCUCGCGGCAAAAGAAUCGAUCACACAAGUUCUAGACCGUGGAAAGGAGCAAGACAACAACGAUGAAGAAGAAGUAGAAGCUUUUGGUGUGAAGCUGGAGUCUCUGAGCAAAGGAAUGGAGAUUCACUCCCAGGCAGCGGGAUUGAAAGGGUGUUUGGAGGACAUCUUCGUUGCAAACACACUGGUGGACGUGUAUUCCAAGUGUGGCAGCAUGAGUGAUGCUCGGCGAGUUUUCGACCGGAUGGAGUGCCACGACGUUGUCUCGUGGAACUCGCUGCUGCUCGGAUAUGGCGAGAACGGGCAGGGGGAGCUGGGGCUCGAGCUCUACGUAGCCAUGAGAGAUCAAGGCGACGAAUAUGGCAAGCCGGUAGCCGGGGAGCUGGUCAAGCUGAAGUCUCUGGAGCGAGGUAUGGUUGUUCAUUCUCAUGUUGCUAGCGCUGGUUGUGACGACGUUUUCUUGUCUAGCACCCUGGUCGAUGUCUAUGCAAAGUGUGGGAGCUUGAGGGACGCUCGGGCCGUGUUUGACAAGAUGGAUUUCCACGACGUGGUUUCAUGGACGGCUUUGAUCCUGGGCUACGCAGAGAACAGCAGGCCUGAGCUCGCGCUUGAGCUGUUUCUACACAUGGAAACGCUAGCAAAUGCGCCGACUUUCGCCGGAGCAGUCAAGGCUUGCUCGUUUCUGGCACUUGAGGAGGAAGGCAAGCUAGUCGGAAUGGAUAACAGGGGGACUGUCAGGAUCAGAGCUUUGGAGAAGGCCAUGGCUAUUCAUUCCCAGGCGGCAAGCAGUGGCUACUUAUCGGACAUCUUCCUGCAAAGCUCUCUGGUAGAUUUGUAUGGGAAAUGUGGGAGCAUGCUUGACGCUCGCCUCGUCUUUGACAGGAUGCAACACAGGGACGUUGUGUCGUGGAACUCUUUGAUCCUGGGAUACGUAGAGAACGGUGAAACUCACCUGGUUUUCGAUCUACUGGCUCGGUUGACAGAAGAUUUCGCACCAAAUGAUACCAGCUUUGUUGCUGCUAUCAAGGCUUGCGCAACUCUAGCAACGACUCACGACGGGAAUGGGAGGCCUCUCAAGGGGGAGGCUCUGGAAAGAGGCACUAGCAUUCAUGCUCAGGCAAGGGACAGGGGGUUUGAGAAGGACAAGUUCGUCACAAGCACGCUGAUCGACAUGUACGCGAAGUGUGGAGCCUUGGAAGACGCUCGCAGAGUUUUGGAGAGGGCGAGGCCGAGAGAUUCAGUGCCUUGGACUGUGCUGAUGCUGGGAUACGUAGACAACGGAGAGGAGAGGCUAGCACUGGAUCUCUUUGCUGCGAUAUUCGGCUCAAGCAGCGCUCAAACGAGUUCUCCGGCGUUCGUCGCUGCUCUCAAGGCGUGCAUCGGCUUGGCUGCACGAGAAAGCACCGACGCAAAGGUGGCGAAACUGGAGAGCCUGGAGAAAUGCAUGGAGAUCCACAGGGAAGCUGCGAGAUGCGAGGUUGAGCUGGACAUCACCUUGGAGAGCACUCUGGUCGACGCCUACUCCAAGUGUGGAAGCUUGCUAGACGCCCGCAUGGUGUUCGACAGGAUGGAGGCUCACAGCACAGUAUCGUGGACGGUCAUGCUCAACGGCUGCACGGAGAAUGGAGACGAAGAGAUGGCGCUAGAUCUGUUCGAAAGUAUGGAGCUCCAACUCCAGCUCGAGCCAAAUCCAGUCACCUUCGUCGCUGUGCUCAAGGCCUGUGCUGCUGCCGCUGCCAAAGAAGCUGGCAAGGAGAUCGACGAUGACAAGUUCGUGAAGCUCCGGUCGCUGGACAAGGCCAUGGCGAUCCACUCACGAGCUCGAGCGAAGUUUGGUGGUGGUGGCGAGCUCGACCUCGUGGUUGCAAACACGGUGGUCGAUCUCUACGCGAAGUGUGGGAGCAUGACAAGCGCCCGGGGGGUGUUUGACGCGAUGAAGCUCCACAGCGCGGCUUCGUGUGCUUCGCUUGUCCGGGGCUACGCUGAGAACAACGAAGGGGAGCUGGCUCUGGAGCUCUUCUGGCGGAUCAAGGAGAGAUUUUUAGCGGUGGAGGGCGGUGCCGGAUUCGUGGCGGCGCUCAAGGCGUGCUCGAGCCUGGUGGAUCUGAGGGGCUGCCGGGCGAUCCAUGGCGAGAUCUCGCGGCACGGCCUCCUGAUCGUGGUGGAGAGCUGCCUGGUGGACGCGUAUGGCAAAUGCGGCAGCACGACCGAUGCGCGGCGCUGCUUCGAGGCCGUGGCGAGGAGGCGGCUGAUCGAUUGGAACGCUCUCAUGGCGGCGCACUCCCGCCAGGGCGAUUGGCGCGCGGUGGCGGAGCUCUUCCACGCGAUGCGCGACGAGGAGCUCGCGCCCGACGCGGUGAGCUGCCUGUGCGUGCUCACGGCGCUGAGUCACGCCGGGAUGGUGGAGCUCGGCCAUGGCUUCCUCGGCGCGAUGGAGACGAAGUACGGACUCCGCCCGGGCGUGGAGCACUACACGUGUACGGUGGACAUGCUGGCGCGCGCGAACCGGCUGGACGCCGCGGUGGCCGCCGUACGGGGGAUGCCGUACGAGGCCGACACGGCCACGUGGACGGCGGUGAUGGCCGCGUGCUGCCGGUGGAAGAACGCGGCCGUGGCGGAGGUCGCGUUUGGCGCGCUGCGGGCGAUCGAUCCGGGCGAUGGCGCGGCAUUCUCGCUCAUGGCGAAUCUCUACGGGAGCUUGGGUAUGUGGGAGGAGCAGUCGCGGAUCGAGGAGCUGGGGAGGAGCUGCGGCGCGCCGAGGAGAAGUGGGCGGAGCUGGUGGAUCGAUGAUAAAACGGGGAUCCUCCACCGGUUUGGGGCUGGAGAUGUGGGCUGCGGCGACCGCGCGAUCGCGGCCAAGCUCGCGGAGAUGAGGGGCUGGAUGAUGAGCGGUGAUGUGGGCGGGAUCGCGCACAACAUUGGCGAGGAGGACAAGAGGGGCUUCGUCCUGUGCUCGCACAGCGAGAGGAUCGCCAUGGCGUGCGCGCUGGUGAGCUCGCCGCCCGGGACGACGAUCCGGAUCGGGAAGAACCUGCGCGUGUGCGGCGAUUGCCACGCGGUGAGCGCCGUCGCGUCGCGGAUGGAGCGGCGCCGGAUCGUGUGCCGCGACGCCAGGAGGUUUCAUGUCUUCGAGGGCGGGAAAUGCUCGUGUGGAGAUUAUUGGUGAAUCGCGGGCUGACACGUGGCGCAAUGUCUGGUGAAUCGCACUUUGGCACGUGUCAACAUGUUGGUGAGUCGGGCGCCAACACGUGGAAAAUUUUGGUUGAAUCGUGCUUUGGACACGUGGUCGCGGUACAUGAGGCGCAUUGAAGAGAGACCACUUGGCCGAAGAUGAAGCUAUAGGGUUAUUCCAUUGUUGGAUAGCGCGACAAGGAGCAAACAAGGUGAGAUCAUCUCGAGUUUUUUGGCGGUAGCUCUCUCGCGUGAUCCUCGCAUCGAUCGAAUCUAGGACAAGGAGGCGCAAUGCAGCCACACAGAGAGGACUCGGCUCCCAAUGCCGCCGCAGUGAGCGUGGAGACGCGGCUGGACAACUCGGAGCUCGGCCCGGGCAUCGCCACGGGCUCCACGGUGGACAGGACCGACAUCUCCACCGCCUCCUCGGCGGGGCUCACGGCAGCAAAGAAGAGCUUCCCCCCCAAGGCCCCGCAGCCGCGCAAGGGCGACGAGGAGGAGAUCAAGAGGGGCGGGAGUGGGAUCCAAGGCAGCAGCGAUGGCGUUGGCGGCGGGCUCCAGAGGGAGGACUCGCUGGAAUCGGCAAUGUCCAAGACAUCGUCGUCCUCCACCACCACCAUCUCGCCCAUUGUGCCGGUGACGAAAGAGGCGUACGGUGGCGGGAUCUAUGGCAAGGACGACGAGCCCAAAGAGAAGCGGAGCAAUGGCGGAGGUGGUGGUGGCGGCGCCGCUCCUAAGGUGUACGAAGAUGGUAGCGCGAUUCCGUACAUCCAGUAGUAUAGAGAAAAUACUCUCUCUCUCUCUCUCUCUCUCCUGUGUUCUUACUCUUUUUUUUUGUGGGAUUUUUUUUCUCUCUCGAAGCGUUGGUUGACAGCUUUUCGCUGAUCAAAGUCAGAAUA